AUGCAGAUGACACGCCGGGGGGCGAACUUAGUCGAGAGCAAUCGUCCCCUUGUCGGUAGGGGUAUAAUCUUCCUCCUCGGGGUGCACCAAAAUGCCGAGAGACUCCUCGGUCUCGUGAAAGUCAAGCCCCUCAUGGAUAUGCCUAAUCACGAUGCUCCCGAAAAGAAAACUUACUUGUCAACCGCUAGCACCUCCAACCCGGGGAUGCAGUCGAUCCCCGCGAUGAUCAACCAGCUCCCAAAGAAACUCCAGCUGAAGCCGACCAACACCUCGACGAUCUGCACCCACAACUGCCUCACGUUCCCAUCAAACACCACCCCCCCGGGAACAUCCAGCCCGCCAUACGCCGCCACCUCCCUCCGCGCAAACAAGCCCGUCAUGACGGUGGCCGCCACGCCACCAACACAAUGA
Molecule: messenger RNA, 411 nt
Organism: Podospora pseudocomata
Lineage: Eukaryota; Fungi; Ascomycota; Sordariomycetes; Sordariales; Podosporaceae
Exons: 2
Coding region: 1-411 (136 amino acids)
Source: RefSeq, a predicted model, not a curated record